UUCCCUUGCCUGUCUGUAGACGUCUAUGUUCAAAAAGGAAAAUGUUUUAUUUGUAAAUUGUGUGAAUAUGAAUCGAAUAAGAUGCUUCCAGAUCCUUCUUUUUUCUUCUUGAUUUCGCUUUGCCUUUAGUAUCUCUCGCCUAACUCUCUUCUUCUUCUUCUUCGUUUAUUUUAUUUUAUUUUUUUAAUUUAUUAUAAUCAAAUUUAGAACCCCCUUAUUUCCUCCUUACAUCAAAUUCCCAUAAAGCUUUUGAAGAAAGAAAAAAAAAAAAAAAAAAAAAUCCAUUUUUCUCUCUGCGGUAGCUGUUGUUCUUUGUUCUUUCAGGAUUUGAGGAAGGCAAACGUAAACUGGUGGUGGUGGGGAAAAAAGAAAGAAGAAAGAGAAGAGAAUGGAGGAAGCAGUAGCAGCAAGGUAUUGGUGUCACAUGUGCUCUCAAACUAUUGAUCCCAUCAUGGAAGUUGAGAUCAAAUGCCCAUUUUGCCAAAGCGGAUUCGUUGAAGAGAUGAGUAGCACAACCAUUAGGGAGAAUCAAGCCCAAGUGGACGCUGAUACUGACACCAAUUUUGGGUCCGACCGCGCCCUCUCUCUCUGGGCCCCCAUAUUGCUUGGCAUGAUGGGCAGUCAACCCCGUCGCCGACGCCGAAGAUUCAGACAAAGUGAUUUCGAGUUUGGAGACGAAGAUGAUGAACAUGACAAUGACCAUGAGGACGGCCACAGCCACGGGGGAGGGGAGACCGAAUUGGAUCGUGAACUUGAGUCCAUCAUGAGGAGGAGGAGAAGAAGCUCAGCUACUAUACUUCAAUUGCUCCAAGGCAUUCGAGCUGGAAUGGCUUCUGAAUUGUCUGAGAAUUCUGAAGUUGAUAGGGAUAGAGAGAGAGAUAGGGAAAGAGAUAGAGAGAGAGAAAGAGAGCGCCUGGUUUUGAUCAACCCUUUCAGUCAGACUAUCCUCGUUCAGGGUUCUUAUGAUUCCAGCAGGGGGAGUCAAAGCGAGAAUCAGAGCCCCAUUGGGUCUUUAGGUGAUUAUUUCAUUGGGCCUGGUUUAGAUUUAUUGCUGCAGCAUUUGGCUGAGAAUGAUCCAAAUAGAUAUGGCCCUCCACCUGCGCAAAAGGAGGCGAUUGAAGCAUUACCUACUGUGACAGUUAAGGAGAACUUGCAGUGUUCGGUGUGUUUGGAUGAUUUUGAGAUUGGUGCUGAAGCAAAGGAGAUGCCGUGUAAGCAUAAAUUUCAUAGUGGGUGUAUUAUGCCAUGGCUGGAGCUUCAUUGUUCUUGUCCAGUUUGCAGGUUUCAGUUGCCUGCUGAUGAGACCAAGCGUGAUACAGACGGUUCUAGGAACAGCAGCAAUCAGAGAGAGAGGGAGAGUAAUGAGAGGGAAACUGAUCAUGGUAGUGGUACUAACGAAGAAGGAGAUGGGGGGGAUGGGAGAAGUGGAAGUGGGAGAAGGUUUUCAUUUCUAUGGCCUUUUAAUGGUUUCUUUUCUUCUUCUGGUGGAGGGAAUUCUUCCUCAACCUCCUCAUCUUCGUCGGCUAAUGCAACCGGAGGUGGAAAUGCUUCCUCUCAAACAGAUGAGAAUUGAGUAUAUUUUCGUCAGUUUUAUUUUUUAAUAUCAGAUUCUUUCCCUUUAUGUUGCCUGAAUGUUUUGCCUUGCUUUAUGUACAUGUUAUCUUUUUAUGUACAUAGUAUCUUACUUGCUGCCUCCGAAUCUGGGAAGAAUAAUUUGUGCUGUCAUCCUUCAGUGUUUUGUAGAUAUCUCUUGCCCUCUUACAAGAAUUUCUACUGUUCCUAUUUGACCUA
Messenger RNA from Alnus glutinosa, 1791 nucleotides. Its product is annotated as E3 ubiquitin-protein ligase SIRP1-like. Gene Ontology annotation, cellular component: cytoplasm. The coding region runs from base 389 to 1573 and encodes 394 amino acids. Gene Ontology annotation, molecular function: ubiquitin protein ligase activity. The transcript has 2 exons. Gene Ontology annotation, biological process: protein ubiquitination. Lineage: Eukaryota; Viridiplantae; Streptophyta; Magnoliopsida; Fagales; Betulaceae. The record is from RefSeq and is a predicted model, not a curated record.